UCCUACAUAAGGAGGAGGGAUGUGAGCACAGUGGUCUGGGCUUCGAGGUCCCUCCAGCGAGCUCAGGGGCGGAGCACAAAGAUGCUUCGGCUGGGCUAUGCCAAGCCCGGGUCCUGGGCCAGCUUCUGGGCCAUCCUGACCUUGGUGGGUCUGGCCACUCGAGCAGCUCAGAGAGCCGAUGUUGGCGGGGAAUCCACGGGCACCUCCAUCAACCACUCCCAGCUGCUGCUCCAACGCCUGCAAGAGCUUCUGCGGCAGGGCAAUGCCAGCGAUGUGGUCCUGAGGGUGCAGGCUGCGGGCACCGACGAGGUCCGGGUCUUCCACGCCCACCGCUUGCUGCUGGGCUUGCACAGUGAGCUGUUCCGGGAGCUGCUGAGUAACCAGAGUGAGGCGGUGCUUCAGGAGCCCCGGGACUGUGCUGCCGUCUUUGACAAGUUCAUCAGGUACCUCUACUGCGGCGAGCUGACCGUGCUGCUGGCCCAGGCCAUCCCCCUGCACAGGCUGGCCACCAAGUACGGCGUGGCGUCCCUGCAGCGCGGAGUGGCCGACUACAUGCGCGCGCACCUGGCGGGCGGCGCCGGCCCGGCGGUGGGCUGGUACCACUACGCUGUGAGCACCGGGGACGAGGCCCUGCGCCAGAGCUGCCUGCAGUUCCUGGCCUGGAACCUGUCGGCCGUGGCGGGGAGCGCAGAGUGGGGCGCCGUGAGCCCCGAGCUGCUGGGGCAGCUCCUGCCACGCUCGGACCUGGUGCUGCAGGACGAGCUGGAGCUGUUCCACGCGCUGGAGACGUGGCUGGGCCGCGCCCGGCCGCCUCCCGCCGUGGCCGAGCGCGCGCUGCGAGCCAUCCGCUACCCCAUGAUCCCGCCCGCGCAACUGUUCCAGCUGCAGGCGCGCUCGGCUGCCCUGGCGCGCCACGGCGACGCGGUGGCCGACCUCCUGCUGCAGGCCUACCAGUUCCACGCCGCCUCGCCGCUGCACUUCGCCAAGUUCUUCGACGUCAACGGCAGCGCCUUCCUGCCCCGCAACUACCUCGCGCCCGCCUGGGGCGCCCCGUGGGUCAUCAACAACCCGGCCCGCGACGACCGCAGCACCAGCUUCCAGACGCAGCUGGGCCCGAGCGGCCACGACGCCGGCCGCCGGGUCACGUGGAACGUGCUCUUCUCGCCGCGCUGGCUGCCCGUCAGCCUGCGGCCCGUCUACGCGGACGCCGCGGGCACUGCGCUGCCGGCCGCGCGUCCAGAGGACGGCCGGCCGCGCCUGGUGGUCACGCCGGCCAGCAGCGGCGGUGACGCGGCGGGUGUGAGCUUCCAGAAGACCGUGCUGGUGGGGGCGCGCCAGCACGGCCGCCUGCUGGUGCGCCACGCCUACAGUUUCCACCAGAGCAGCGAGGAGGCCGGUGACUUCUUGGCGCACGCAGACCUGCAGCGGCGCAACUCCGAGUACCUGGUGGAGAACGCUCUGCACCUGCACCUCAUCGUCAAGCCGGUCUACCACACCCUCAUCCGGACCCCCAAGUAGCCAAGUGGGCCGGGGUGGGGGGGGGGCGCCUCUGGAGUGGGAAAUAGAGGCCUGGCAUUGAUGGCCUUGGCAUGUGGGAGGCGUGCCACGAAUGGAGGUGCCUCCAUUGGUCCCCUGGGCGGCCAGGUGCUGGUGGCCUUGGAGCUGGGGUGGCGUCCAGGGGAGGGGUGGUAGACCAGAUGCUUGGUUUCAGGAGCUGAUUUCACAGCUGCCUCGAAGGCAGUGCUCUUGGUUGAAUAAACCGAUGCUCAGCGA
Messenger RNA from Leopardus geoffroyi (Geoffroy's cat), 1773 nucleotides. It is a transcript of the gene BTBD17, whose product is annotated as BTB domain containing 17. Bases 82 to 1518 code for a protein of 478 amino acids. NCBI's taxonomy places the organism in Eukaryota, Metazoa, Chordata, Mammalia, Carnivora, Felidae. The transcript has 3 exons. The record is from RefSeq and is a predicted model, not a curated record. Gene Ontology annotation, molecular function: protein binding.